AUGCACCGGCGUUCAUUGCCCUACCGCUUCGACCCGACUCGAGGCUCAAGCGUUGCUGACGUGGUUUCUGAUAACGGUCGUCGUUACGUGUGCGGAAUAGCGAGGCCAAGUCUCCUUAAAACGGCUGAAGAUACCGUCGCGCGAUGCCUCCACCAAGCAACCUCCAGCAUAUCCAAAUCUUUCCCUCUACAUGAGUGAAGCGGCUCCAGCUCGGGCCUGGUGGUGGACGACGAGCAGGUUCCAGAAGACCAAUUUGUGGGCAUAAAACCUCGGAUUGUGGACUGUAAAACCUCAAUUUCGCAAUGUUUCUGUACAUCUGUACGAAAACUGUGCUUUCGUCGGAUCCGCAUCGCCACCACCAGCGCUCCACUCGUUUGGCUCAUUCCAAAACUUGCCUCGCGCCCGCCGUUCGUUUGUGCCGGUGUUGCCCCUCAAACCUCCGCUCUCCUCCGCCUCCGCGCCGCCUUCGCCCCUCCCGUCGCCGCUGCCCCGUGGAUUCGAGUGAAACUAGGAAAGAAAGAAAGAAAGCCCUCCGCUCGCCAUUCUUCCUCUCUCUCCUCCUUCCUCGGCCCUCUCCGCCAGCCCAGACACGCCACGUUGUUCAUGCUGUUGGUCGACCCGCUUUUUAUCAGCAGCGACGACAUUGUUGACCCCACCACCAUCUUCACGGGCUUCUUCUACAUUGGCGCGUGCGACGACCCAGCCUAACAGGCCUACCAACACCAGAUCCGACUAGAUACCAAGCCCCCCCCCCCCCCCCAAUUUGACCUACGCCAAUCUUGAUCAAGAUGGCGCAACCUUUCCCUGAACCUAUUAAACUCCACGAUGACGAGACCAGCUCGACCCAGUCGGAGGCCUCGGACACCGUACCGAACACCUUCGAGGGUCCCGAGAAGAACCUCGAGAUCGACUUCAAGCUCGGUGUCGGCCACGAGCGCGGCUUGCGCGAAGUGCCUCGCAACGACCUGGACGAAAUGUUGGAAGCGGGACAGUGCCAGAUUCUGUCCCGUACGAGCAACGAGCACAUCGACGCCUACGUGUUGUCCGAGAGCUCCAUGUUCAUCUACGCGCACAAGAUUGUGCUCAAGACAUGCGGUACCACCACGCUGCUCAAGUGUCUGCCCUACAUCAAGACCUUCUCAGAGCGUCUGGGUCUUGAGAUCGAGUGGGUCAACUACUCCCGCAAGAACUACACCUUCCCAGAGGAGCAAAAGUAUCCGCACACCAGCUUCCAGACGGAGGUGGCGUUCCUCAGCUCGUACUUCCCGGACGGCUCGGCCCACGUACUGGGUCCGUUGAAUCACGAUCACUGGUACAUUUACGCGUGGGACGCUGACAUCCAUGAACAGCCUGGUGCAUUGACGUGCAACCCAGACUUGAAGGAACCCCGUGCCAAUGAGAGCACCCUGCAGGUUCUGAUGCAGGACAUGCACCCGAGUGUGGCCAAGCAAUUCUUCAAGAAUAACGACAGCACCAUGACCUCCCGUCGUAUGACGAUUGAGAGUGGCAUCCGUGACCUGGUGCCCGGUGCAGUGAUCGAUGACUUUGCCUUCGAUCCGUGUGGAUACUCGAUGAACGGCAUCCUGUUUGAUGCCUACUACACGAUUCACAUCACUCCGGAGAGCCACUGCAGCUACGUGAGCUUCGAGACCAACGCGCGUCUCCGCUCAUACGCGUCGCUGCUCAAGAACGUGCUGCGUUGCUUCCGUCCGGCCAAGUACUCGGUGAGUGUGUACACGGACCGUAACGCACUGGAGUCUGCUAAGGGCAACAACAUGUUCGCGGAGGACAUGGUCAAGAUCGACGACGACCUGCUGUACAAGCGCAAGGGCGGACACACCCAGGCCACGUUCGAGGGCGACUACAUGUGCCGCAUGGCCAACUAUGCCCAGACGGACAAGCCUGUGCUCAGCCGCGCCGCCCAGAAGAUACGCUCUCCUUCUUUCGCUUAGGCGGAGGAAGCGACAGCUGCUAAGGUGGUCAUUGCCAAAGUGGCACGAAGUUCUGCCACUUCGCACUCUUCAUUUCUCUUUUCCUUUUAGUACCCUUCAUUGCAGAAAACAAGACACAAAAAAAAUCUACAGUAAGUGUAGCAGUAAAUAUGAUAAGGGUUUGUAUAACGUCAACCAUGAGACGAGACAUGGCUACAUAUCUUAGUCAUCCACUUCAAC
Phytophthora nicotianae INRA-310 is the source of this 2171-nucleotide messenger RNA. RefSeq names its product S-adenosylmethionine decarboxylase proenzyme. Bases 789 to 1952 code for a protein of 387 amino acids. Gene Ontology annotation, molecular function: adenosylmethionine decarboxylase activity. NCBI's taxonomy places the organism in Eukaryota, Oomycota, Peronosporomycetes, Peronosporales, Peronosporaceae. Gene Ontology annotation, biological process: spermine biosynthetic process; spermidine biosynthetic process. The transcript has a single exon. The record is from RefSeq and is a predicted model, not a curated record. Gene Ontology annotation, cellular component: cytosol.